Molecule: messenger RNA, 2770 nt
Organism: Clarias gariepinus (North African catfish)
Lineage: Eukaryota; Metazoa; Chordata; Actinopteri; Siluriformes; Clariidae
Product: beta-1,3-galactosyltransferase 1-like
Exons: 4
Coding region: 311-1435 (374 amino acids)
Cellular component (GO): membrane
Molecular function (GO): N-acetyl-beta-D-glucosaminide beta-(1,3)-galactosyltransferase activity
Source: RefSeq, a predicted model, not a curated record
AACGAUCCGGGAGCACGGCAAUGGAGCAAGAGGAUAGUGAAAAAGUCCGCCAAGGAUAAAUUCAGAAAACGACGUUUUCAUGCUGGAGUUACGCAGAGGAAAUCCAGUAGAUUCUCAAACAGCAUAACUGGGCACAAACUCUGUGAAUUGAGCAGUACUACGUAUAGCCACAAGGUUCUAAAGGCUUCACAAGGACCUCAGAUCCUCACCACUCAUCUACCAUACAAACUACCAAUUCCUGCACUCCAAGACUCCAAAGCAAAGUAAGCGAACUGAUGGACGAGCAGUGCAAGAAACAUUGACAACAGAAAUGAUGAAGAUGUUCAGAAGUUCUAGAUGUCGGUAUUCUCGUCGUCAAGUUGGCUUCCUCACACUUCUUACAUCGGCUGCGUUAAUCUUGUACUAUGUGAACUCAACAGAAGUAUCAGAUAUUUGGACUGAGAUAGAUUGGAUGAUGAAAAUUACAUUCACCACAGAGACAGCAGCUUCAAAUGGCUACCUCAUCGCAUCUGCGCUACAAGGUAAACAAUGUCAACCUGAAACUACAUACCUUGUGGCAUAUCCCUGUAAAUAUCAUUACAUUUUAAAUGAAUCAGAGAGGUGUCAGAAUGAGAAGCCCUUCUUGGUCUUGAUGGUACCUGUGGCACCAAACAACAGGGAGUCUCGGGAUGCAGUCCGUACCACCUGGGGAUCUGAGAAGAUGGUUAUGGACAAAGUGGUGAGCCUUUUCUUUCUGCUUGGUCAGCCUGGACAUGAAGGGAGAGAGGAGAUGCAGCAGAAGAUCUUGCAGGAGAGUGAGGAACACCAUGACAUCAUUCAAAGUGAUUUCCUGGACAGUUAUAAAAAUCUUACUAUCAAAACUAUGGUGAUUAUGGAAUGGCUGGCAACUUACUGCCAAAAUGCCGCCUAUGCCAUGAAGAUUGACUCUGAUAUGUUCCUAAAUGUGAACAGUUUAAUAAACAUGCUUCUCCGGGCACCAAGGAAGAACUAUAUGACGGGGCUUGUGGCCAAAAGGGCUGCUGUUUCCAGAGACCCCAGCUCUAAAUGGUAUCUGCCAAAAGAUGUGUUUCCUGCUGAUUUUUAUCCACCUUAUGCACUGGGAUUGGGCUAUGUGAUCUCCCUGGACCUUUCAAACAAACUGAUUGAAGGAGCAAAGCAUGUCAAAGCUGUCUAUAUUGAAGAUGUAUUUUUAGGAAUGUGCAUGUGGUAUCUUGGUAUACCUUUUACAACUCAGACUGAUUAUAGCCUCUUCAAUGGCUUCUCUGUUUCUUACAGCCGGUGUCGCUACUCAAAACUCAUUGUUGCAACUACACAAAGCCUACAGGAUCAAGUUAACUUUUGGAAAGAACUUAAGAAACCAGGACCACAUUGUCAACCUUGGAUGAGGGCCAUAAAUUAUUUAUGGAGUCUGUAUAUACAAAUUAAGGAUCAAUAAAGCAUAGAAACCUGUGUGCUGAACAGCCACCUUAGUCUAAAGUAGUUACACGCAACAUCUAAAGGGUUUGUGUCAGACAGGGAGUAAUUGAUGCUUUUGCCACCGGACUUGUAGUCCUUUGCCUUUUUAAAUUCUGCAAUUCAAAAAGAGAUUAUAACAUCAUACUUUUGAGAUUGUGCACGUGAGAAAAAAAAACUGAUGCAGAGAAAUGAAUAUGCAAAGUUUUAUGAUGUUUAUUUUUGUGUUUGCUGAGUGUUAAUUUGCACAUGCAAAAAAAAUUAAUGCCUUCACAAUGAAGAAAACCAAUACAUGUACUGUAAAACUGGUUGUGUCAAAAGGUCUGCUAUAAAGAGGACUUUUUUAAAAACUUGACUGCUGACCAUUACACUGCAGUUUAUGCUUUUUGUUAUGUAAUUUGCGGCUACAUGCUGGGACUUAUCUAUAAUCGGGUCCAUACAUUUUGAAACGGAAAUAUAUAUUUUUGGCCUUUAACUUCUGUACACCAGUGUACCGGUGGCUAAAACGCUUUAGUCCAACUUACGUGGCGUAAUAACAUUCUAAUGCUAUUUGCUAUUGGUGGCUAAAACUAGCUCGCCUAACUUUGCCUAAUGGUAACACCGCCUCUGUUUAGAUUAGCAAUAUGUUUAAAGAUUAGUGAUGUGUCGUUUAUGAACGAUUCAUUCUUUUUGAACGAAUCUUUUGACAUGACUCAGAUGAACGAGUACUCUUGGAGAGUGAUUAGUUCAUUCUCUAUUGGGCGCGCAUGCACAAAGCAUAGACGUUCCACAUAGACGUUUCUAAAAAUGAGAUUAGGGUGGAGAAGCAAAAUGUCUGGGAUAGAUGUGAGGUGUGUGUAUGAGUGCAAAAAUAGUCUUGAGGUAUGGAUGCAGAGAGAUUUAUCAGUUUUUGGUAGAGUUUAUACAACUAAAAUGGAAAGUCUGUCUAGAUGCAUCUAUCCGGCAUCUUGCCUUUCUAUUUUUAAUAGAGCCAUUAUCAACCAAAUCAAUUUCAACUUCAUAUGACAAAAACAUGUGCAUUAUAUCAGGAAAUCAAAACUUGUACAAGAUUAUGAAAAUGGACGAUUACAAUAUUUUGACUUUAGCGCUCCAAUGCAAUGGCUGGGAGUACUUUGUUUUGCACAGCACUGUGUAAUAGCGUGAACAGCACAUUCACACGAGAACCACAUCCAAUUUAGCCUAAGCAUGAACAAGCACACAUUCAACAGGUCACACCUUAACUUACACAACAUGGCCGAAACCACUAACCCAAACACCCUUCCCCAACAGGAUCAACACAUUGAAAACCCCCCACAAUGCAUGAUAGCCGUCAGCCGCC